Erpetoichthys calabaricus (reedfish) is the source of this 3315-nucleotide messenger RNA. RefSeq names its product F-BAR and double SH3 domains protein 1-like. The coding region runs from base 154 to 2319 and encodes 721 amino acids. Gene Ontology annotation, cellular component: recycling endosome; neuromuscular junction. Gene Ontology annotation, biological process: neuromuscular synaptic transmission; regulation of actin filament polymerization. Gene Ontology annotation, molecular function: protein binding. The transcript is spliced from 20 exons. The record is from RefSeq and is a predicted model, not a curated record. Lineage: Eukaryota; Metazoa; Chordata; Cladistia; Polypteriformes; Polypteridae.
UGCUGCUGCGCAGGUGUUUGAGCGGGCAGGUAACUUUUCCGACCCCGCCUCCAGAGUCCAGGGACCGCCGCAAAGCUCAUCCUUCGUAGGAGAUACGGGAAGUAUGCGAGACGGCCUCAGUAACAGGAAGAAGCAGCGAAGGAAAGAAGCAGAAUGCAGCCUCCACCGAGGAAGGUAAAGGCCACCCAGGAUGUGAAGUUAGCCUUUGCUGAGCAAGUGAACAAACUUCAAAAUAAGAACCAGCAGGAGACUGAUCUUCUGGAAGAGCUAAGGUCUUUCAGUAAACAGAGAGCUACAAUCGAGAAAGAAUAUGGCCAGGCUUUGCAGCGGCUGUCAUCCCAAUACAUGAAGAGAGAUUGGAGUCGGGGCAAAGCAGAGCCGGGUGGCAACGGAAGUGUUUAUACCUUAUGGAGGUGCAUAGUAGAAGCCACUGCGCAGAUGAGUGUCUCCAGGACCAACGCAGCGGAGAAUUAUCGCUCUCUCAGCAAUGAAGCCGCAAAAACUCUGCGGGCUGCGAAAGAGCAGCGACUAAAGAAAAGCUUGGAGCAGAUGCAGCGUGUUCAGGGUGAAUUGGUGGAAGAAGUCCGAGAUCUUAACAAAAUUAAGAAGAGGUAUUGUCAGUUACAGCGCAUAGCCGACAUCGCCUGCGAGAAAGCGUCUGACGCCCAAUCCAGAUCAAAGAGAAAUGAUCAUGGAAUUUUCCACUUUCGCACGACUUUGCACAAACUGAACACCAAGUUGAGCGCCCGGCUAUCCGAGUGUAACCUGCAGCUCACAGAAGCUCGUAAUGAGUAUCUCUUGACUUUGGCUGCUGUCAACGCUCACCAAGAACAUUAUCAAGCGACUAGUUUGCCUGCUCUGAUGAAGGCUCUGGAUGGAGACCUGUUUGACCGACUGAGGGAUCAUUUCACUUUGCUGAGCCAGACAGAGCUAGACACCUGUCAAGCAACACAGACCUUCUUCUGCAAGAUCUUAAAUAACUCCAAUCAGGUAUCCAGAGACCAAAACCUUCAAAUCUUCCUGCAGGAUAAUCCUACAUUUUUCAAAGCUCCAGCCUUCACCUUCCAGGCAGCUCCAAAUGAUAAGGUUGGCAGUCUGGUUCACCAAAGCAGCGGGCAAGGUGAGAGUUGCCUUGAAAAAGAAGCAAGAAAAUGGGCAAGCAAAGCAGCCAAAGGUUACAAAAUUGCCACUCAUGGUGAAAGAGUACUUCAGACAAUGGACAAGCGAAAAAAGCAGGUCUCCGAGGACGAGGCAGCCACCUUGGAGCUGAGAAUGGAAGAAGUAAGGGAGAGCAUUCGCAAAGCACAGGUAGACCAGCUGAAAGCAAACGCAAGACUGGACCUCCUGCGAUCGGCUGGUGCGGAUGUGGACCCUUGGGUAGCGAGCUCGUUUAGCCAGGCCAAUGAAGAACUAGAGAAGGAGAGGCGAAUGAGUGAAGCAAGGCUGUCUAAUGGAGAUAUCUCCCCAAUGGGGGCUCAGUUGGAAUUCACGGAUUUUGAAGAUUUUGACGAUGCAGCAGAGACCUUUACAGAUUCGCCUUCAAAGCCCGCCUGUCACAGCUACCCUCUGCCUUGUCAGGUGCUUUAUAGCUACCAGGCUUGCCAGGCAGAUGAGUUAUCAAUCACAGAAGGUGAACACCUAGAAAUUAUUGAGGAUGGAGACAUGGAAGACUGGCUGAAGGCAAGAAACCAAGCAGGACAAGUCGGAUAUGUACCUGAGAAAUAUCUGCAUAUACUGAGUGUGUCAGCCAGAGAUGUUUCAUCACAGAAAGUUCCGGAGAGCUCCCAUUUUGACCAGACUUCGGAUAUUUCCGAGAGUUCACAGGGGUCCCAGGAAUACAGAGGACUAGCAAGGGCACUUUAUGAAUACUGUGGCCAAAGUGCAGAGGAGCUCUCCUUCCCAGAAGGAGCAAUAAUACGUCUGCUUCGCAGCAGAGAUGGGGACGUGGACGAUGGCUUCUGGGAAGGGGAAGUGAAUGGAAGAAUUGGGGUAUUCCCCUCCCUAGUUGUAGAGCUGUUAGGUGAGGGAGAUGAAGAUGAGGAAGAGGAACUGUCUUCUCCCACACCUCCUCCCUUUUCUCCUCCGUUCUCUGGUCCUGGAGGAGCCACUUCUCCUGUACGAUUAACAUCAUCUGCAAGGAGCACUCCGACUCGAGGACUAGAGGAGAGACUGCAAAUGACAUCCCUCGAUAGCCUCCGAAUAAGUGACAGCAAAACAGAAUGCGGCAGCAGUGCCCACAGCUCGCCCGAUCUUUCUGUUCGAAGACUUCGGCCGAUGCGUGCCCCCCCCUUGCCCCCUGGGAUGCAGAACGAGCCCUAGUUCUCUGAAAAGGCAAUCAAAAUGGCGGCUGCUUUUGUGUGUCUGUUUGAUGCUCUCACCACACAGACAUGGAAUACGAGACAUUUGUGCGGGAGCCGUAUGCAGUAUUCAUUUCUUUUUGUGUGGUUUGUAUUUGGGGUCAAUUGAGGAAGAGGAGGAGGAAUACUGAUAACACUUGAAGUAAUUGCUUUUGCUGCAUUCAGCUUUCUAGCUUGACAUCACCAUUUGAGAUUGUUGAAGGCGCUUACUGAAGCUGUGCAGGAGCCUGCUGUUUCCACUAAGAACACAGGCAGGGAUGAUGUAAGAGUUUGCAUGAGGCUUUGGAUGGACGCAUAAUCGUUUAUAAGAUUUCCUAGCAGUAGCUAAUCCUGUGAUUUAGAAAAGAGGUUUUAUGUAUUGUCAUAGCCACAGAAUGUGUUUUCCAUCUUUUUCAUCUUCAUGCACCUUUUCCCUUUGUGAAAGAAGAUCUCCAUGCACAGUGCUGAAGCUUUGUUUGAGUAUGCGGCUGAAAAAUUUGACCUGAAAAUGGCAUCAGCUGAGAAGAGGAUUCAGAUGGAUCUUGUCAUCUCAAAUACAGGUGGACAUUUAUAAAGUUGUAAAGGGGACAUCUCAUUUUUAAAAUGACAUAUUCUGGUGUGCAAACCCAACAGCUAAUAUUGUUUGAAUCUGUAAAGGCUCUGCGUUUAUUGGGAUUUAUCUCUUUGAACGCCCAACUGAUGAUGCACAAGAAUGUAUUCACUGGUUGUGAAUUGACGUUUCUCACUGUCACUGUGUUGUUGCAGUUUUAUGUCUGUCACGUGUGUUAAAUAUUCGCUUUAUGUUGUAUAAGUUUAUAUGUAGUAACACCCAGGUUCAUGCCUUCACACGUUGGCUCCUAUUGUUUUAUGAUAACUUAUUAUAUUUGAAUAUUUAUGUUUUUGUCUAAGCUUAGAGAUACUGUUCUGUUGUAUGUUCUUACAGUCUUGAACAUGUCAUUGGGUAGUUGGUUGGUUGGUC